CAACUUGAACUUUCAACUCAAACUAAAUGACGCCCUCAAUGGACAUGCAGCCUUUGGAAUUUCGCCAUCUUCACUGUCGAGGUCACGGUAAGGCUUGACUGGAUGACAUGUUUUGUUCCAAUCGCCUGAGUUUCCUGCAUAAUAACAAGAGCUGAAUAUUUCAUAAAUAAUUAGCGAUUGAUCUGUUAUUUCCAACUUGGGAUUUGCGGGCCCUUCUAAUUGCAAUAUACAGGUCAGGUCAGUGAGGUGUCGGAUAUAGAAGAAGUCUCCAUGUUUUCGUCACAAAGUGAAAAACCGGAAGUAACAGUAACUUGGCUACUCGAGGACCAAUGUGCGAGCCAAAAUUGUUGGUGGAGGGACCUCGCUAAAAUUGGCGGUUAGAGGUGAUGGCAGCAUCAUACUCAUCUCGAGAGUCUUCUAUUUUUGUUAAUUGGGCCUAUAUGAGCUUGCCGGGCACUCUCGCUGUGUUUUCUUGAUUUGUUUCUUUGGAGGAUUCCUUUUUCUAGGGAAAUGAUACCCAAUAUUGCACCAGGUUCAUGUUGCUGAUUUCAAUGAAUUGAUUACCUAAUUCAAGUUGGUUCAAUUUAAUACAAUCAUUUAUUUGUAAUGCUAGCAUGAACUUCAUUGAACUUUAUUUCUCGGUUUGCAUUUCAUUGUUAUAACUUUUUUUAUAAAAUUCACCUAAUUUACAAUUUAAAGACAGAAAAUAUGAAAAUGAAGAAAUUUUUAACUGACAUCAUAAAACAGGCCACAGUAUCCAGUAAAAUUGUUAUUAAAACACGAAAUAGCACAAGGUACGAAGGAAAAGCGAAAGAAAGGCUUUUUCAGUUUUAGUUGAGCAGAUAUAAACUUCCUGACUGGGUAAAGUUUAAGAGUGGUCAGCCUGGGUCUGUGUCAUCAAGCAAUAAUGUUCCAAGUUUUGCUAACUUUGCUGCCUGGUAGACUGACUUAAAUCCAAAAUAUUAUCACAAUAAUUUUCCCGCAGAUCUAAUAAUUCUGUCUAUUUUCCAAAGAUUCUGCGCCGUAAGGCCACCUACCCAUGCUACACAACAAAAUGCAAAGACAGACUGAAUGGUACUUCGAUAAAACAUUGAAGUAUCCCGAUCAACGUUAAAUACUUUAAGUUUUCUUCGGAAGUAAAAUUAGCCUUCGCACAUUACGUUUGCGUAUUGAUACUUCAAUUCAAGCGAUUACCUUAAUUCAUACAUAACCAAGUGCUUAUGGUGACUGACUACUUCAGUAUCAAUACCAACAAUCUCCUGAGUUUUCCGAAAAUCAAACGUAAGUUCCUUAAUUCUUAUUUCAAUUUAGCACCAGAAACGAUGUCAUCAUCAGACAGCCUCAGUCAAACCGAAGCAACGGAUUUCCUGGAGGGCGUACUACAGCUGACGGCUCCGCUGGAACACCUGGCGAAAGACCGAGUCGGCUUCCUGCGUGACCUCAUCACUGCCUUCCUUGGAACGAUUCCCUUCCAGAGCCUGACGGCGAUCGCCACGCCCAGGCCAGAGAGGCGGGCACUGACCUUCACCGAGGUCAAGGCCAACAUGAUGGCCCGCGUGGGCGGCUUGUGCUUUGAGAUCAAUCACUUCAUGAAGGCUCUUCUGGAAACGCUCGGAUUCGAGGUAUACCACGUCGGCUUCAGAACCUUCGGGAAGCCGAACAAUCACCUGGCAACUGUGGUGAAGAGUCUGGUCCGACCUGGCGACCUCCAUCUGGUGGAUGUUGGCAUUGGGUAUCCCACAUUUUUGCCCAUACCUCUGGACUUUGAUAAGGAGUCACCAGUCUACACGUCCGGUUUCCUGACGCACAAGUUCGUGAAGGGUGACAACGGCAGCAUCCAGUGGAUGCUCAGGGCAGGGCGACACUACAAGGAAAGCGAAUCAGGGGCAACCGAGGGCGAGUGGUUCACGUUCAUGGUGUCCGACCUGGUGUUCCACGAUAUCGAGUUUUUUGCAGACAGCAUGGAAAAUAUCCACACUGUGGAGAGCGGCCCAGAGGCCCUGUCGCCUUUCUUACGCACUCUAAGGGUGGUGGACUUCCGCAACGGCAGGCUUAUUGCCAUCAAAGACACCAUCAUCUUGGAGGAAGACGGUAGCGGCAAGAUAAACAAGAAGUGCGCAACGCGCCCUCAAGAGCUGUUGGAAGCGAUCCACGAUCACUUUCCACAGUUACCCACUGAGGCUGUUCUGAAGGCUAUGGACACCAUUGAUCUCAAAUUUGACUGCUAAGCCUAUAAGUUAGGUUACUGAUUCACUAAAAUAUUAUGAAAUCCAUCCUAACAAUAUCGCCAUAUCCCAACAAUCACUCGUGUCUGUUUGUGUCAAGUUUGAGAAACGACUUGACUCCGAAAGUCUCUCACUUCUCCUGUUGAAUCAUGCAAAUAAAGCUUUCAGUAAAGGCAAGUGCAGCAACGAUUUUUUUUUCAUUGUGACUCUCUGCUAGCAUGUUUCAUUCGUUGAACGUAUUUCAGCAUAAGCAACUUAAUUACUGUAUUAAAUAUAGGCGCUUCUUGUUUAUGCUAAACGGUUAUUGGCAUAUACUUUUUAGUAUAAUUUUUUUAUGUUUUAAAACUGUUCUUUUCUGCAUGAGAUUGGAAGAGAGGGUAAUAAUGAGAGAGUUGGUGGUUAAAGUAAAUUGGUGUCGGGUGGACUUAAUUACACCAAGUUAUCGGAUAAUUAUUUGACCUGACUAUGUUAUUUGAAUGUUUGGUUCGAUGGGGAAUUUUUCGGUCAGGCAAGCUUCUAAAGAAAAAUAGUUGAUAUGUAUAAGUAUUUUAUACCUUUCAAUCGAUUCAAAUUUCUUUCUCAUAAUUAUGUGUUUUUUUAUACUUCAAUAAAAUAACAGAUUCGGGGCCAAAAUCCUGUCGCACACAAACCUUAAGGGAAUGAUAAAUAAUUGCUGGUACUUAUUCACUUACCUUUCGAGCAACAUUAAUAAACGAUACUGGUAUUGUUCUGGUUUUAUAGUGUCUACGGCUUCAAAUUACAGGUGAUUCCAUUGGAAGUGGUUGAAUCCACUUUCACAGGCUCGUGUAUAAUUUUAACACUUCGAGGUGGCAGUAGGUCAGACCCAGCCCUGCUCACGAUGUGGUACAUAUGCUGCAACCGGUCAUGUGACGUUACCCUAUUCAGAAAUGCGUUGAUUAGCCUUUUGAGUUAACAAUACAUUCUUUUUCUUAAAAAAUCUGACAGAUCAAAAGCCACUUGAUACUAGACACAGCAAUCGCAGUUCUGACAUUAUUAUCACUGAAGCACAUUAUUAGAAACCCUCUUAAACAGUCAACUACGCCGUUUUUGACGUUCUACGGGUUGAUAAUCUUCUUCCAGAUGGUGGCGCCAUCUUCAUAACCUUGAAGACUCAUUAAUGUGCCACAUUAAAUGAAUGGGCAAUUCGUGGAUGGAGUGCAUUAUACGUGUAGUGCCUUUUUCUCUGACUUUGUUGAUUUCCCCCCCAGAAAUAUCUUGUUUCAUAUUCGAUGGUAGCUACAGAUUUUCGCUUCAAAUGAAAAGACUCCCGUUUCCUUUCAGUUCCAUUUGGUUCAUAUUUGUACAUACUCAGUUUUAUUUUUAGUAAGGUGAGGUGACAGAGCGGCCGGCGCUGUAAGCGACGCUUGCCUGGUAGUUGCGCCAACCGUACAGUAUCAAAUCAUAUGAAGACUUCGUGUCAUCCACCAUUUCGUUACAGUCGCCCCUUGUUUAUUUCUGAUCCCUUAAAACUGAAUCGAUUAUGUAAUUACGAUAUUUGGUAAAUGCCAUAGAAAGAUUUCUUUGUAAGAAUAUCGGUUUUAUUAAAAGGAUAUAUAUACCUGAAGACUUAACAAUUCUAGACAGCACCGAUGGUCAUAGUACUACACGUUAGAUCUAUUAAGGGCAAAGCCACGUUGUUGUAUGAUUGAAUCACUCAGCUGCGGCUUGAAAUUACACACGACUCUAUUGGAACGGGCUCCAGCCAUGACCAUUGUCUCGUGCGUAAUAGUAGGCCGUAGCCAAGUAAUUCGGACACGGCUUAUAAUAGGGGUUUGUCGAUGUACCGUAAAAAAAAGGGCCGAGUGUGUUUUACUUGGAAUUGUACAGAUUUAAAGGAUUCCUUGAGGGCUGGCACGUGACCCCGCAGCUGGGUGAAAUCCAGCCUUGUCGUUAGCCGAAGGACCCGUGGUGCAUAAGCCUUAAAUUUGUUUAUCAUGACCUGUCUUGUAUGAGAGUGUGCAUAUGAGAGGGAAAGUACAAAUCGUGCACGUCCGGGUUGGAAUCGUUAUUUUAUUAUGUGAUCAUGCUCCAGUGACCUUUUUGAAUAUGGAUUUACUAUUAAACCUCACGGGGUUUAGGCAUUGUGGUACUUAGACUUGUCCACCAGUCCUACCAGGCGUGACAUACACCUGUACAACCAUGUAGGUUUUUUUUUUUUUUUUGAAUGACCUUAUAUGCAUGACGUUUCUUCUUCGCAUGUAAAGGGUAUACUCAUAGCGUGUUACUUGAUUGAGGACUUUGGAGGUGAAAGUUAACUUUGCAAACCAGUAAAUAAGCUACCAUAGAAAACAGCGUGGAAUUACCGCACUUCCCAAAAAAUCCAAAAAUACAGGUUUCGCAGGUGUUCCAGACAAAUAGGAAAUUUAAGUUCACUUCUUUAUCAUUCCAUUUUCUUUUCAUUUUUUGCUGGCUUACCUUUUGAAGAUAUUUCUCUCGAGAGAACCCAAAACCGUCAUGAGACCCAAGGCCGUUUCGAAAACUGAUGCUUACCCCCCAUUGCAAAUGAAGGGACUUGGAGGGCCCUGUUAUGUCUGAUACUUUCAGAAAUACAGGCUGGCAGUCCUGCUGGAAGAUUCCAUUUCCCUCCUUUGGAAACCAUCCAGUCGACGGGCCACAAAAUGCUCCAUUAGCACAGCGUACAAACCGUGAUACGGUCCGCGUGCAGGUUUGGGGCCCAUUUAC
Messenger RNA from Acanthaster planci (crown-of-thorns starfish), 4928 nucleotides. RefSeq lists its product as uncharacterized. NCBI's taxonomy places the organism in Eukaryota, Metazoa, Echinodermata, Asteroidea, Valvatida, Acanthasteridae. The record is from RefSeq and is a predicted model, not a curated record. Gene Ontology annotation, molecular function: acetyltransferase activity.